Molecule: messenger RNA, 3919 nt
Organism: Microplitis mediator
Lineage: Eukaryota; Metazoa; Arthropoda; Insecta; Hymenoptera; Braconidae
Product: protein jim lovell-like
Exons: 4
Coding region: 517-2253 (578 amino acids)
Biological process (GO): regulation of transcription by RNA polymerase II
Cellular component (GO): nucleus
Molecular function (GO): DNA binding; protein binding
Source: RefSeq, a predicted model, not a curated record
UUUUUUAUACCCGAGUGUGUACAGUAGUGAGCUCGCGAUGUUGAUAAUAAUAGGAUAUAUAUAGUAGACAAAAUGAAAUAUUUCGGUAAAACGAACUGAUGUAAUGAGUGCGACUGCGCGUAUUUACUCCCUCUACUUGUUUUUAUCUUGUUUUGUUGCUUAAGUUUUAAUUAAAUUAUUGAUAAUAUUUAUUAUGUUAAUUUAAAUGAAAUAUCAAAGGUUUUAGAAUUUUUUCUAUAAAUUUGUCUGGUGAAAAUAAAUCUAAAAAGUGGACAACCGGUUUUUUAUACAAGACCCUUUCGAUACAAUUUAUUUCAGGUCAAUUGACCUUAGUAUUGAAGAAAUGAAACGGUCUUUGGUUAGUAGAUAAAAAAAAAUAUAAAAAAUUUAAUCUUUAGGAAUCAGCCAUUGGGACGGAGUAAUAAAAUCCAGUAGAGUUUAAGCUGAGUAAUAAUUAUUUUAAAAAUAACACCAGUUGAUUAUUAUCUAUAACAAUCUGCUGGGGAAAUAAUUGGAAUGGCAUCCAGUGGUGGAUUAUUUGUAAGUGGAACAACUCCUGCUACAAAACUUGGCUCUCAUUAUCUCAGUUUGAGUGAUCAAUUAUCAAAACGUCUGUUACAAGAUAAAUUGGAGAGUUCUAUGAAAUUCGAAGUUGGUGACGAGGAUGAUGAGGACGAUGACAAUGAUGGUGAUGAUGAAUCUUAUUUAAAUGAAUCAAAAUCAUUAUCCACUGGAAUAAAUCUUCAACCAGCAACCAGAGUACGUUCACACGCCCGGAGUCUCAGAGCAAUGGCCAACCCAAGUGCUGUCUGGGCACAUUUUGAUUUGUGCGUUGAAGAUCCACUUCGUGCUCAAUGCCGCAUUUGUGGAUCUGUUGUCGUACGAGGCGGUGCUAAUCCUCGUCAAUGCGGUACGACCAAUCUUCAUCGACAUCUAAGGGUUCAUCAUGGUGGUAGACUUAUAGGCAGACGAUAUCAUGUGUUACAAUCUCACACCCAAGGAGUUUCGACACAACCAAAACCAGUGAGAUUAGCACAACAAUCAGCAAUCCGUCGACAAGCAAAAAAUAGUCUACGUACCAAAAGUUAUCAACCCCAACAACAACGACAGCAACAUGAACAACAGCAAAAGACUGUUGUUUUAAAAACAAUUCCGUUGAAAGUAAAACAAGUUUCAUCAGCUGGUACUGUUAAGACGCCAUCAAAGUCACAACCAGCUGCUAGAAUACCUGAAAAUACUACUUACCCUCAGCAACCCACUGAGGUUUGUUUAAGGUGGAAUAGUUACCACAGUAACAUGCAGAAUAGUUUUCCAUCACUUUUGGAUUCUGAAGAAUUUGUUGAUGUAACUCUUGCCUGUGAAGGACGUUCACUAAAGUGCCAUAAAAUGAUAUUAUCAUCUUGCAGUGAUUAUCUCGCAGCUUUGUUACGUGAAAAUCCAUGUCAGCAUCCAAUUAUUUUGAUGAAAGAUUUAAAGUUUUGGGAAGUUGAAGCACUUGUUAAAUUUAUGUAUCGAGGAGAAGUUAAUGUUGCUCAUGACAAGCUUCCUCAAUUAUUAAAUGCCGCAGAGGCACUUCAAGUAAAAGGUCUAGCUGGACCUUGUCCAUCGCAGAAUCAAAAACCACCAAAUCUAGUACCUCAACCUAAGAAAACACAAUCAACACCGCCUCAGGUAUCAAAGCCUACACCGGAAACCAAAGAAUCUAAAACCUCAGCAUCAAUACCCUCAUUAACUAGUCCAAAACGCGUGCCAAAACGUCCACAUCCAGAAUCUAAAGAUGUAAUUAAACCACUUACUAAAAUUCGUCUUCAAAGAACGACACCUACCUCAUCAACGCCAGCAGUAAAACUAGAACCACUUGAUAUUCCUCUAAGUCCAACAGAUAUGUUUCCUGAUAAUAACGAUGACAGUUUAACAACAAAUUAUGAACAUUUGAUGAGUAUGCAUGAAGAUGACCCCGGUAGAGAUGAACCACUGGAUAAUACUGAUGGUGAUAUUGAAUUUUGUUCAUUAUCUGGACCAUCGGAUCUCAAUGACGGCGAUGAAAACAUGGAAUUUGUACCGACAGAUUUUUUAGAUCAAGAACAAGAUAUUCUUGAAGACGCUGAUGGUGACUGCAGUAAAAGUAGUAAUGAAGAAACAAGUGCCAAGGAUAUUGGAUAUAAGGAAGUGGAUGAUGAAAUAGAUGACAGAGACGACAUUAAAAAUUAUGACGAUGAUGAUGCUCAUGGAUGUAAAGCUGAAAUAACGUGAAAUUCUUAUUGAUAUGAUAAUUAAUAUAAGACCUUUUUUUUAUUUAUAUUUAUUCGAGAGGUACAAAUUAAUGUGUUAGUUUUGUCAGUUUUGCUUUCUUUUUUUUUUAAAUUAAAUAUAUAUAAGUAAAUAACUCUUUAUAGCAUUCUUUUGAUUCGCGUAUGCUAUUUAUUGAUUUCAAAUACUACACUGUAACAAAAAACGGGGAUAGUCUAGAAGGUGUAGGUGUUAAAAUUUUCGGUGUUAAAUUUCAACACCGAAAGCGGUGUUGAAAUAACAUCGCUGCCAGUGUAAAUAUUCUUUACCAGGAUUAAAAAAAUUAUCGCAGUGUUAAAAUACUUUUCGGUGUUGAAAAGUAUUUUUUUUCUCAGUGUAAUUUCUAUACGUAGAAUUUUUUUUACACCGAUUUAACACCAGUAUUUUAACACCGUCAAAUUACACCACCUGUUCCGGUGUUAUUUCAUGUUAACACCGCUCUUUUUGCAGUGUAUGGUUAGCUUGUCUUUUAUUGCAAUAAAUUAUAAAAAUGUUUGGAAUUUUUUUUUCAUUUAUUUAAAAAUAAUAUACAUUUGCUAUUAUAAAUUUUUGAAACGAAUUCGACCACUAUAUUUUUUAAAAUGUAUUUCAAUAGUACAUUAUCUGAAUUAACUAACGGUAAUUAACUGUUUGUGCUUUAAGGAGUUAUAAUUAUAUACUUGUUGCCAUAAUUAUUAUCGAUUUAGAUUAUUAUUCAAUCGAAUUGCUUUUGUGAUAUUGAUUUUUUAAAAAAUAGUCACAUUUCCAAAUACUGAAUAUUUUGUAACCAUUCAUAGGUUUAUAAUUUAUUUGUUCCUUACUUUUUUUCUUUGUAAAGAAUCAUCUCAGGAUCAUUAUAAAUAUACUCACAAAAAUAAAAAAAAUAAAUAAAACUUUAAAGAAAACAAUGAGACCACCUGUAAUUUGAAAAAGAUUUUAUUUUUAACAUGAUUGUGAGUGAUGUGUGUGUAUAAAAAUUAUUAUAUUAAUUAUUAAGAAUAAAUGUAUGAAUAUAAAACAAAAGAUAUACAUAAUAAUUACUAUUAUUAAUAAGUAAUUCUUUAUGGAAAAAUUAUUAUAAAUUUAAAAGUAAUUAAGAGUAAAAAAUUUUAGCUAUUCACUUGAUAAAUUUGAUAUUAUAAAAUAAUUAAAUAUCUUUAUAUAUUUAAAAAAUAUGAAAAAUAGGUGAAGUAAAAAACGUAAUACCCGAUCACUUCAUGUAUUUGUAUAUCUAUAUUUAUAAAUAUAUGGAGUAAUGGGGUAUGAGGUCUUUUAUUUUACUAUUGCAUUUACAUGAAUAUUGAUUUAAAUAACAAUAAUUUAUCAUUAAUUAAAUAUAAUGUAUUUCAUUAUGAAACUUUAAUUUAUUAAUUAACAGAUUUUAUUAAUAAUUAAUAAAGUAUAGAUUUAAUGUUUGAUCGUAAAAUAAAAGCACUGUCAUAUAUGUGUAUAAAAAAAUUAUUCAUAUAAUAAAAUAUAAAUAUAAAAUUUGAAAAUUUAUAAAAUUCAUUAUUGUCAAUUCAAAAUAGAGAUACUUGUAUAAAAACGUGUAAUUCAUAAAACAAAGUAUUAGAAAUAAAUAAUUGGUUGGAGCAUUUGAAUUUCUAUAUGAUUUAUUAUUAAAUAUUGAAAUUAAAAUUUUUUAUUUGAC